Messenger RNA from Corythoichthys intestinalis (scribbled pipefish), 8848 nucleotides. Its product is annotated as neurogenic locus notch homolog protein 1-like. Gene Ontology annotation, biological process: regulation of DNA-templated transcription; Notch signaling pathway; regulation of developmental process. Gene Ontology annotation, cellular component: membrane. The coding region runs from base 263 to 7663 and encodes 2466 amino acids. Gene Ontology annotation, molecular function: Notch binding; signaling receptor activity; calcium ion binding. NCBI's taxonomy places the organism in Eukaryota, Metazoa, Chordata, Actinopteri, Syngnathiformes, Syngnathidae. The record is from RefSeq and is a predicted model, not a curated record. The transcript has 34 exons.
GUCUAAAGUGGGAGGACCGGCCGGAAAGCACCGAGCUGCUUCAACACUUCAUUGAGAACUCCGCAAGCAUCAAGUUAACACCUAUGACCUGACUGUGCUUUCUCUACGAGGAUUUACAGAAAGAGACUCACUUUUUUGUGUGUGCGGCUUGGUAUUUGAUUUUUCCCCCUCCGUUUUCCCGUCACCCUCACACCUGGAUUACAUCGCCGCCAACUGUGGAUCUAUGCCAACCCCACGCAAUUUGUGAAGUAGAAGAGGAGGAAUGUAUCGUUUCUUUGGGAGACUAGCAUUUCUCCUUUCGGCCGUUAUCUUUGUCGCGCAAGGUCUAAAAUGCUCACUGCCCACUGAGUCCUGCCUAAAUGGAGGAAGGUGUGAAGCCGCCCCCAAUGGAGAUGGAAACUGCAACUGUCCCAAUGACUACGUAGGCAACCGAUGUCAAUUUCCAAACCCGUGCAGCCCGUCCCCGUGCCGCAAUGGUGGCGAAUGUCGCGCCGUCUCCCACGGCAACACGUUCGACUUCCGCUGUGUGUGUCGACCGGGUUUCACCGACCGCCUCUGCCUCACGUCGUCCAACCACGCCUGCAUGAGCUCGCCCUGUCGCAACGGGGGAACGUGCGACCUCAUCAGUCUCACGGUCUACCGCUGCCGAUGCCCACCUGGUUGGUCAGGCAAAACAUGUCAACAACCCAACCCCUGCUCUUCAAAUCCGUGCGCAAAUGGCGGCCAGUGCUCGGCUUUUGAUUCCACCUUUGUGUGCACGUGCCCGCCCGCCUUCCACGGUCAAACUUGCAAGCAAGACGUCAAUGAGUGCGCCCAGAGCCCGGCGCCCUGCCUCAACGGCGGUGUUUGCGUCAACGAAGUGGGCUCCUACCACUGCCGCUGCCCUCAGGAUUACACGGGGAUGCACUGUGAGACCCGCUACGUGCCAUGCAGCCCUUCGCCAUGCCAGAACGGGGGCACCUGCGUUCAGAAGGGUGACACCAUCUACGACUGUAGCUGUCUGCCAGGAUUCACGGGUCAAAACUGUGAGCACAACAUCGAUGACUGUCCAGGCCACAGCUGUCAGAAUGGUGCGGUUUGUGUUGACGGCGUCAACACCUACAACUGCCAAUGUCCCCCACAUUACACAGGUCAAUAUUGCACUGAGAACGUAGAUGAGUGUGAGUUAAUGCCCAACGCAUGUCAAAACGGGGGCACCUGCCACGACACUCACGGCAGCUACCACUGUGUUUGCGUCAAUGGGUGGACGGGCGAUGACUGCAGCGAGAACAUUGACGACUGUGCCAGCGCUGCCUGUUAUCUUGGUGCCACCUGUCACGAUCGUGUGGCCUCCUUCUUCUGCGAGUGUCCGCAUGGUCGCACAGGUUUGCUUUGCCACCUGGAUGACGCGUGUAUCAGCAAUCCGUGUCAGAAAGGCUCCAACUGUGACACCAACCCAGUCAACGGGAAAGCGAUCUGCACCUGUCCACCGGGAUACAUGGGCUCAGCCUGCAACCUUGACAUCGACGAGUGCUCUCUUGGUGCCAACCCUUGCGAGCACGGCGGUCGCUGUCUCAACACCAAAGGCUCCUUUCAGUGUAAAUGUCUUCAGGGCUACGAGGGUCCCCGUUGCGAGAUGGACGUUAACGAGUGCAUGUCCAAUCCGUGCCACAACGAUGCGACCUGCUUGGAUCAGAUCGGAGGAUUCCACUGCAUCUGCAUGCCAGGUUACGAGGGUGUCUUCUGCCAUAUUAAUACGGAUGAAUGCACUAGCCAGCCUUGUCUGAACAACGGCAAAUGUGUGGACAAGAUCAACUCCUUCCACUGCGAGUGUCUUCAAGGAUUUUCAGGGAAUCUGUGCCAGGUGGAUAUUGACGAAUGUGCCAGUACCCCUUGUAAAAAUGGAGCAAAGUGUACUGACGGACCCAAUAAAUACACCUGCGAAUGUGCUGAAGGUUACACAGGGCAGCACUGCGAGACCGACAUCAAUGAGUGCUACUCUGACCCCUGUCACUACGGCACCUGCAAGGACGGCUUGGCCUCUUUCACAUGCUACUGCCGUCCGGGUUACACGGGCCGCCUGUGCGAGACCAAUAUCAACGAGUGUCUGAGCCAGCCUUGCAAGAAUGGCGGUACUUGCCAGGAUCGAGAGAACACUUAUAUCUGUUCCUGCCCCAAAGGCACGGCAGGUUUCAACUGCGAAAUCAACCUUGACGACUGUAAGAGCCACCCUUGUGACUACGGCAGGUGUAUCGACAAGAUCAACGGCUAUGAAUGCGCCUGUGAGCCAGGCUAUACAGGAACAAUGUGCAACAUCAACAUUGACGAUUGCGCCAUCAAUCCGUGUCACCACGGUGGCACGUGCGUGGACGGCAUUAACGGCUUCACCUGCCUCUGUCCCGAGGGCUACGAUGACGUUACAUGCUUGUCCCAGGUGGAUGAAUGCGGCAGCAACCCCUGCAUCCACGGCCGAUGCCAGGACCUCGUCAACGGGUAUAAAUGCACCUGUGACUCUGGCUGGAGCGGUCCAAAUUGUGACAUCAACAAUAACGAGUGCGAGUCCAACCCGUGCAUGAAUGGAGGAACUUGUAAGGACAUGACCAGCGGCUACCACUGUACAUGCAGAGCUGGCUUCACAGGACCAAACUGCCAAACUAACAUCAAUGAGUGCGCUUCCAACCCCUGCCUCAACCAGGGCACCUGCAUGGAUGACGUGGCAGGAUACAAGUGCAACUGUCAGCUCCCGUACACCGGUGAAAACUGUGAGACUUUGCUGGCCCCCUGCAACUCGAGACCCUGCAAAAAUGGUGGACUAUGUAAAGAGUCUGAGGACUACCAGAGUUUCUCAUGCAGCUGCCCUGGGGGAUGGCAAGGUCAAACUUGCGAGAUUGAUAUCAACGAAUGUGUGAAAAGCCCGUGCCGCAAUGGUGCCCAAUGUCACAACACGAUGGGAAGCUACCAGUGCAAGUGCCUGGCUGGGUACACUGGUCAAAAGUGUGAGACUGACAUCGAUGACUGCAAACCCAAUCCAUGCAGCAAUGGCGGUCUGUGCCAUGACAGCGUCAACACUUUUACAUGUACCUGCCUGCCCGGCUUUCGUGGCGGCAGAUGCGAGCAGGACAUUAACGAGUGUGAGAGUAACCCAUGUAAGAAUGCUGCCAACUGCACCGACUGUGUCAACAGCUACACGUGCACCUGCCCACCUGGUUUCAGCGGCAUCAACUGUGAGAUCAAUACUAAUGACUGCACCGACAGCUCCUGCUUCAACGGUGGCACCUGUGCUGAUGGUAUCAAUGCUUUUACUUGCCUGUGCCUGCCUGGAUUUACCGGCAGCUAUUGUCAAUAUGACAUCAACGAGUGUGACUCCAGACCGUGCCUCAAUGGGGGCACGUGUCUAGACAGUUUCGGGAUGUACAAGUGCACCUGCCCCCCAGGCUACACGGGAAUCAAUUGCCAGAAUCUCAUACGCUGGUGUGAUUCGUUCCCCUGUAAAAACGGGGGCACGUGCUGGCAAAAGGGGGCCUCAUACACCUGCCAGUGUCAAACUGGAUGGACUGGCCUCUACUGUGACAUUCCGAGUGUGUCCUGUGAAGUCGCAGCCAAACAGCAAGGUGUAGAAUUGGCUCACCUGUGCAGGAAUUCUGGCCAGUGUCUUGAUGCCGGAAGCACACAUUACUGCCGCUGCCAGGCAGGCUACACUGGCAGCUACUGCCAGGAGCAAGUGGACGAGUGUUCCCCUAAUCCAUGCCAGAACGGUGCCACGUGCACCGAUUAUCUUGGAGGCUACAGUUGCGAAUGUCUCCCUGGCUACCAUGGAGUAAACUGCUCCAAGGAGAUCAAUGAAUGCCAGUCUCAGCCCUGUCAGAAUGGAGGGACUUGCAUUGAUCUCAUCAACACGUACAAGUGCUCCUGUCCCAGAGGAACCCAAGGUGUCCACUGUGAGAUUAAUCUGGACGACUGCAACCCGUUCAACGACCCGCUGACCCACGAGCCCAAAUGCUUCAACAACGGCAAAUGCGUGGAUCGCAUUGGCGGCUAUCAGUGUGUGUGCCCGGCGGGUUACGUGGGUGAGCGCUGCGAAGGCGACGUCAACGAGUGCUUGUCGGAUCCUUGUGAUCCCAGAGGCUCCUACAACUGCAUCCAGCUCACCAAUAGUUACCGCUGCGAAUGCCGCACCGGAUAUACAGGGCAGCGUUGUGACAAAGUGUUUGAUGGCUGCAAAGGAAAACCUUGCAGAAACGGAGGUACCUGCGCAGUUGCUAGUAACACGCCUCAUGGCUUCAUCUGCAAGUGCCCACCGGGCUUUACUGGAUCCUCCUGUGAGUAUGAUUCUCGCUCAUGUGGGAAUCUAAACUGCAAGAACGGGGGCACCUGCGUAUCAGGUCACUUAGGCCCACGCUGCCUGUGUCCUCCUGCUUUCAUCGGACCCGAGUGCCUGACCCCGACUGACAGCCUCUGUGUCUCCAACCCGUGCUACAACGGCGGCACUUGCCAAAUCACCCCAGACGCACCGUACUUCCAGUGCAGCUGUCCCAGCAAUUUCAAUGGCCUGCUGUGCCACAUCUUGGACUACUCCUUCAUCGGUGGCUUCGGCCGUGACAUUACACCCCCUCCAGAAGUGGAGGUGAGCUGUGAGAACCCCCAAUGCGACGAGUGGGCCGGCAACCACAUCUGCGACUCGCUGUGCAACAACCAUGCCUGUGGCUGGGACGGAGGAGACUGCUCCCUGAAUUUCGACGAUCCAUGGCAAAACUGCUCGGCAGCUUUACAAUGCUGGCGCUACUUCAAUGACGGAAAGUGCGAUGGCCAGUGUAACAGCCCCGGAUGUCUCUACGAUGGAUUUGACUGCCAAGGACAGGAAGGACAGUGCAACCCACUUUAUGACCAGUACUGCAAAGACCACUAUGCUGAUGGCCACUGUGAUCAGGGCUGCAACAACGCAGAGUGUGAAUGGGAUGGCCUGGACUGUGCCAACAACAUGCCAGAAAAGCUAGCAGAUGGGCAUUUAGUCCUGGUAGUCCACAUACCUCCAGAACAGCUUAAAAAUCGCUCUUCGGCAUUCCUCAGAGACCUCAGCAGCGUUUUGCACACCAAUGUCAUCUUCCGCCGUGAUGCCAAUGGGGAGCCCAUGAUCUUCCCCUACUAUGGCAACGAGCAGGACUUGGUAAAGCACAAUGUGCUGAAGCGCUCUGCAGACGGUUGGCCCGAGUGGGCGGCGAUGCCAGCGAAUGUGUUGGGUCAAAUGAAGGACAGUGUGUCUGCCAUGGUCAGCCCGCGUAAACGCAGGGAACUGGAUUCUCUGCAAGUCAAAGGAUCUAUAGUCUACCUGGAAAUUGACAACCGGCAAUGUUACCAGCAAUCCAGCGAGUGCUUUCAAAGCGCCACAGACGUUGCAGCAUUCCUCGGAGCACUGGCCUCCAGUGGAAAUCUCAAUGUUCCCUACAUCGAAGCUGUCACCAGUGUAAGACCUACUCCUUCAAGUUCAGAGCUGUAUCCCAUGUAUGUGGUCUUCCUUGGAUUAGCAGCUUUGGGUUUUGUAAGCCUUGGCGUUUUGGUGUCACGAAAACGACGACGAGAGCAUGGUCAGCUUUGGUUCCCAGAAGGAUUCAAGACAUCCGAGCCCAGCAAGAAGAAACGCAGAGAACCCGUUGGGGAAGAUUCUGUUGGACUGAGGCCAAUGAAAAUAUGUGACAUAAAUCUCAUGGAUGACAAUCAAAACGAAUGGGGUGAUGAGGAUCCCGACUGUAGGCGUUUCAAAUUUGAGGAGCAGUCCAUGCUGGACCUGAAGGACAAUACUGACCAAAGGAAAUGGACCCAGCAGCAUUUGGAUGCGGCUGACUUGCGCAUCCCGUCCAUAGCCCCUACGCCUCCUCAAGGAGAGAUAGAAAAUGACUGCAUGGAUGUCAACGUUAGAGGACCAGAUGGUUUCACUCCACUGAUGAUUGCCUCCUGCAGCGGUGGCGGACUUGAGACUGCAAACAGCGAAGAGGAAGAGGAUCCUUCCACGGAGAUCAUUACGGACUUCAUUUACCAAGGUGCAAACCUCCACAACCAGACCGACCGCACAGGCGAAACGGCCCUCCACUUAGCUGCACGCUACGCCCGUUCCGACGCCGCCAAGCGCCUCCUGGAGUCCAGUGCUGACGCCAACGUUCAGGACAACAUGGGACGGACUCCUCUUCAUGCUGCUGUGGCUGCAGAUGCGCAGGGGGUGUUUCAGAUUUUAAUCAGAAACCGCGCUACCGAUCUUGAUGCGCGUAUGCAUGAUGGGACAACGCCGCUCAUCCUGGCUGCCAGAUUGGCAGUUGAGGGUAUGGUGGAAGAGCUCAUCAACUGCCACGCUGAUGCCAACGCCACCGACGAUUCUGGAAAAUCCGCACUUCAUUGGGCUGCAGCUGUAAAUAAUGUGCAGGCUGCCAUGAUGCUGCUGAAAAACGGUGCCAACAAAGACAUGCAAGACAACAAAGAAGAGACACCUCUCUUCCUCGCUGCACGUGAAGGAAGCUACGAGACGGCGAAGGUUCUGCUGGAGCACUUUUCAAACCGCGAGAUCACCGACCAUCUAGACCAGUUGCCGAGGGAUAUCGCUCAGGAGCGCAUGCACCACGACAUCGUUCGCCUACUGGACGAGUACAACGUCGUCCGGAGCCCGGGCCUUCACGCCGCCCCUCUGAGCACCUCCUCCAGUCUCUCACCACCGCUUUGCUCCCCCAACGACUACCUCAGCAACCUCAAACCCAGCUUGUCUGUCAAGAAGGUGCGCAAAGGAGGCAAAGACGGCGGCGGCAAAGAUAACCGGGUUAAGAAGAAGAAGUCACUGGACGGAAAGGGCAACCUGUUGGACACAUCGGCUGUGCUCUCCCCGGUGGACUCCCUGGAGUCCCCCCACGGUUACCUGUCCGAUGCUGCCUCGCCUCCCAUGACGUCGCCAUUCCAGCAGUCGCCUCCGAUAUCCCUCAAUCACCUUCAAGGGAAGGGAGACUCGCACAUGGGUCAGAUGAGUAUGUCUUUUGAUCCCAACCCACCCCGCCUCUCCCAUAUGCCAGUAUCCAGCCCUAACAGUCAGGGGACGACGUCUAUAGGUGGCACUAGGGUCGGCCAGUGCGACUGGAUGUCCAGGAUGCACCCAGGUCAGCAAGGAAGCUUCCACCAGGCCUCAGCCAUGAGCCACAACAUGAUGGGAGGCCUCAAUGGCGUCAGCACGGCCACAUUGUCGCAGAUAAUGGGCUACCAGAACCUACAGACCAGCCACCUGGGCUCGGCCGCGCACAUGAUGCAGCAGGCCCGCUCGCGUCAGCUGCAGCACCAAAACUCCAACUCGGCCACGGCCGGCGGGCAGGCCAUGACGCAGAGCUUCCCCGCCAUGGAGUUGAACGGCAGUGAGAUGCAGCAAAGCAACGCGCGCUCCAUGGCCAUCCACAGCGUGAUGCCCCAGGAGACCCAAAUCCUCGGAGCCCAGUUCCUCACGCCUCCUUCCCAGCACAGCUAUUCUGGACCGGUGGACAACACACCAAACCACCAGCUGCAGGUGCCCGACCACCCGUUUCUAACACCCUCCCCCGGCUCGCCCGACCAGUGGUCCAGCUCGUCCCCACAUUCCAUGUCCGACUGGUCGGAGGGCAUCUCGAGUCCACCGACCAGCAUCCACUCGCAGAUGAAUCUGAUCCCAGAGCAGUUCAAGUAGACUCUUGUGCAAUGAACGAGGACUUCACAUAGUAGGAGAUCCUGUCUCAACACUGAAAGGCCUCACAUGAUUACUUCAUGAUCAAUUUUAUACUACUAACGAUAAGACCCGGUUUUUUUUUGUUGUUGUUGUAACUUUUUAUUUAUUUAUGUGCUUUUUUUGGCCUGAAAAUAUAAAGAUGCUUUUCUAUUUAUGCCUUUUUAUUUCCUUUUUUUUUGUAUGUAUGGAAAGAAUAGACAACUUUAAAAAGGAGUGUGCAUCAGAAAAGAGACUCCUUAAUGUGUACACUGGCUAUUUAUUUCUCUCUUUGGUUGCUACAUCCACUGGAUUUUCUUUUUCCCUUUUACAAGGUUUAAUUGUUGCAUUAUGUAUAUAGAGAUUUUUUUUCUUGAAAUAUUUUCAGUAUUAACGCUUAUUUUUUCCUCCAAAUGACUCUCAUGCCUGGUUACUGAGGUGUAUUUUGUCAAGUCUUAUCAAGAGUGUGUUCGAUGAUCAAAUAUAUAUCAAGAGACACUUGUCAGAAGGAGAGCUAUCCAUCUACUCUCUGCACCGCUUAUCCUAGAUGACUCGUUUCGGAAAGCCUGUGAUUUACUUUUAGAGAUUUGGGACCUUAAAGCACCACGCAAAUCUCUCAUCAAUUGAGAGAUACACAGCUAAAUGGGGAAAAUGCAUCCAAAUCAACCUGAGCCGACUGUUUUAUUGACCAUUGAUUGAAAAUGGUGCUGAGGAAGAGGUUUGUGUUAUUUAUGCUUAUACAGUAGAAAGGAGUCCUUAUUUCAUUUUUGAUCAAAAAUCAAUUUUUAUGGUUACCAUGUUUAACCUGUCAUGUGCUAACUUACAGCCCAUGUUUGUAGAAAAUUUUAUGUUCGCCACAGUCCGAGUUAGUGCCUGUGUGGAAUUAGUUUUUCCUGGGAAAAGCAAAUGUGUUUGUGGGAUUUCUUGCAUAAUGUCUUCAAAGUGGAAAACAUUUUUUGCGAAAGAAACGGGGACCUUAAUGACAGCUUUCCUGCACUUUGUUGAGAAGUGUAGAGCAAGGUGUCGAAAUGUCUUGUUUUAUAAACUAACUCAGAGGUUAAAAAAGAAUGUUUUAAAUGAAGGUGUAAUUAAAUCAACCUUGAUGCAAAGUUGUAGUUUGCAAAUUACUUUUGACUAAAAAUGUUUGGUAAAAAUUGAAUAAAAGCUGUU